Molecule: messenger RNA, 387 nt
Organism: Scutellospora calospora
Lineage: Eukaryota; Fungi; Glomeromycota; Glomeromycetes; Diversisporales; Gigasporaceae
Source: the annotation of a GenBank genome assembly
AUGAGUUACAACGACGUUCAUUCGUAUUAUCCCGAAAAAAUUCAUACCUUAGCAGGAGGGCAUGAACGUCGUGAUUCAGACUCUGAUGUAACUUUCAGACCAACUUAUAUGCGAAAGUUUCGUGCAGGUUUGGUAAAGAAAACAAUUCAAGAUAUUCUUAAAGAAAGAUUAGAUAAGGCUAUUUAUGAUAAAGAUCAAGCUCCUGGGUGGGCUCACGAAAUAGCUGAAGCAGUAAAAUCAAAGUUAUUAGGUUUAGAUCUUAGUAGAUAUAAAUAUAUUGUUAAUGUUACUAUAUUAGAAAAUAAAGGAGUUGGAGCUAGAAUGCAAAUUAAUGGUUUAUGGGAUACUGAUACUGAUAGUUACGCUCAAGAAACCUUUAAAAAUUAA